ACGAUUCAAAACACUGACACGAAUUAUCCCUGGUAUAUUCUGGGUGCUCCGUUUUUUUCUGGACGUUUCGGCUCAGCUGUCUGUGACGCAGGGCUAAGAGCCGAACCAGGAAUAAAGGCAUACGGGUACGGACAUUUAGGUGUGGGAAAGCCGUGACAAGUUAUGUGCCUCAGUCGGCCAACAAGACAUUGAGGGACGUAUAGCCCGGAAUUACACCGCGGUGUAGCCUACCUUAGAGGAGUUAUACACUCGUUCGUAUCAAUUCUCACGCAGAGCAUUCCAGCGACUUUCCAAAAUACUUUGCUCCCGUUUUAAGACUGCGAGGAGACUCUGCAUCUGCUUGCUGAAUAUACUUCCAAAAAAGGGGCAGCAAGGGUGAGGGGGGAAGACAUGGUGGAUUACUAUGACGUUCUGGGAGUGUCGCGAAACGCCUCCUCAGAAGACAUCAAAAAGGCGUACAGGAAGCUAGCCCUGCAGUGGCACCCAGACAAGAACCCGGACAACAAGGAGGAGGCAGAGAGGAAGUUCAAGGAGAUAGCUGAGGCCUAUGAAGUUCUGUCUGACACAAGCAAGCGAGAAGCGUAUGAUCACUUUGGCAAGGAUGGCGUGCCCAGUUCAGGCUCCAGUGGAUCCUCCAGCCCAGAUUUCCCAGGAUUCACCUUCACAUUCCGCAGCCCGGACGAGGUCUUCCGGGAGUUCUUCGGGGGCCAGGAUCCGUUUGCCAGCUUCUUCGUAGACGACUUCCCUUUUGGCGGGAUGCAUGGCGGGUUCCACGGGCACUCUGGCGCCUCGCGGCUCGGACCCAGCCGCUUCUUCUCCUUCCCGUCGGCCGGAGUGGACUUCACCACCUUCUCCUCCUCCUCCAUGGGGGGACUGGACAGGGGGAUGGGUGGAGGGAUGGGGAACUUCAAGUCCGUCUCCACAUCCACACGUAUCAUCAACGGGAAACGUACCACCACCAAAAAAAUCCGAGAGAAUGGUCAGGAGAGAACAGAGAUUGAAGAGGACGGGGUCUUGAAGACCAUCCUGAUUAAUGGUGUUGAGGAUGAAAUGGCCCUCGCAUUGGAGCUGAGUCGUCGGGAGCUACCGAGCCAGACGGCGACGCAGCAGCCUGUCCGACAGGAGAGCUACCUGCUGGAGCAGCCCGGCCUCAGCUCCCGCGGCCAGGCACAGCGGUCCUUCAGCUCCGCCCCUUUCUACAACUGCCCCGAUGGGAGCGAGGACGAGGAGGAGGAUGAAGACCUGCAGAUGGCCCUGGCCUGCAGCCUCUCAGAGCUGGAGGCCCAGCAGCGCGCAGCGGCUGCCGAUGUGAUCACAGACUCCGACUUCCAGGCUUUCACUGGCUGACUGGCCACUGCAGCCCCUCCAGGCAGAGGCUUCCAGUGCGCUCUCGUUCUCUCUCGGCCGCCCCUCUCCUACUGAGCCGCACUUUUCAAAGUUUUAUUUGGAAAAAAAAAAGACGAGAAGGAGAAAGCAGUGUGCAGAUGUUCGAGCGUACAAGCUGAGAGCAAGACCGGAUUCCUGCUUAUAUACUGAUCUGUAAUGUUGCUUUACCGAAAUAACUGGAAAUAACAUGGAAGACUGAACAAAUAUAGUUGUGUUUUAUAAAGAA
Molecule: messenger RNA, 1612 nt
Organism: Anguilla rostrata (American eel)
Lineage: Eukaryota; Metazoa; Chordata; Actinopteri; Anguilliformes; Anguillidae
Gene: dnajb2
Product: DnaJ heat shock protein family (Hsp40) member B2
Exons: 11
Coding region: 391-1347 (318 amino acids)
Molecular function (GO): Hsp70 protein binding
Source: RefSeq, a predicted model, not a curated record